AUGUUGCGGGUAUCUUACCUUAUUUAUGAGUAUAAAUGUGAUUGUACACCUAACCCUGAUGUUCUUUGCAAUACAAGAUUCAAAUUUGGUGCGUUCAUGGAUGCCAUCAGUAACAUGGAUUUUGAGUUUGUUGCUUCUGGACAUUAUGCAAAAGUUAUUCACCCCCUUACAGAUGAAACCAAUGAGCUUUCAUUUCUUCAGCUGUCAAAGGAUAUGGUAUGUUGUUCAGAAAGAUGUAAAAAAAUAAUAUGGUUUUUGUAUCAAGAAAUUAUUACUCUGUUGAUAAAAGAAGGCGAUCAUUUCGUGUUGGAUCCUUUAUGGAUCAACGGAUAUCCUCCUCACAACUUAAACCACUUAAGAUGCAAGGUUCGGCAUGGUCCGGUUUUCUAUGAUUGCAGUUUGCAUAUAGAAGAAAAAGAUGUUAUUGGCACCGUCCAAUUACCUGAAGGUGAUCAGGGUCGCAGCUGGCCCAUUUGCAGCUUUUUAUCAAAAGAGCUUUGUGUGGGGUCAGGGGUAGGAAAAGAGGAAAAGUUAGACAAGUUUGAGCUUCCUGCAAAGAUAAAUUGUUGCCAGAUCAAAACACCUGAAUUUGCAUUAGUGACAGCCACACUCAAGUUAAAGAGGGAACAAUUGAAGGCCAAAUUUAAGGAUGAUAUGCAAAAGCUAUACGAGUGA
This is a messenger RNA of Lactuca virosa, 675 nucleotides long. NCBI's taxonomy places the organism in Eukaryota, Viridiplantae, Streptophyta, Magnoliopsida, Asterales, Asteraceae. The record is from the annotation of a GenBank genome assembly.